CCUAUUUCUUACAAAUGUUCAGAAUUGAAGUUUUGGAGUCAUGGGUGGACUUGGGAAUUUGCAACUCAGAACAAUGUGAUUGGAAAAUAUGAAGAGAUUUUCAUGCGCUCUAGUAUCUAUUAUCUUGUUUCCAUUCAAUUUGUGAUGCAUCCAUAUAUUACCUUUCAUGUAGAAAGCAUGUUUCACUGAUUACAUAAUAAUUUUUUGGCAUUUCGAUUGUAAAUAUAUCCAUGCCUUAGAUUAUGAUAUCUAUUGCCUAAAUGAGUUGAAACGAUGCAAGACCUUAAAUUAGUGGGGAUUUAUUUUUUACUGAAUAAAUGUUAAGUCUUAUUAACAUGAAUUUGAACAAUAUUGUUUUAUUUUGAGGAAGAUUCAAUUUAUAUUUAUUAUUUUGCAUUCUAUUGUUGUUUUAUUCAGUUGAAUUGCAUAAUGUCAAAUAAAAAAGAUCAAGAAGUUCAGAUGUCUGUUAAUGAAGUAAACAGAGGGAAUGGUUUUAGUCCGUCUAGUUCAAGAACUGCAUCUGAUCAUAAUACUGGGCCAGUUGUUUCAUCUGCUACAGUUAGUACUUUACCAAGAAAUAGGAAAAAAACUUCCAUAGUUUGGAAAGAGUUUAUUAAUAUCCCUAAAGACAAAAAUCCCGAUGGAAGACAGAGAGCAAAAUGCAAGGCUUGUGGGAAUAUAUAUCUGGCUGACUCAUCUAUCAAUGGCACUGGUAGUUUGAGGAGACAUCUUAAGUCUUGCCUCAAGCGUAAAAAUAAUGAUGUUGCUCAAAUGUUAUUGGGUGGAGGUGAUGGGAAUGUGGCACUGAAAACUAAGAGGAUUGAUGCAGAUGUAGUUCGAGAUAUGAUUACCACACUUAUUGUCAGACAUGAGUUGCCCUUGGUAUUCGUCGAGUAUGAAGAGUUUAGGGCUUUGAUUUCUUAUCUUUACCCACAAUUUAGUCCUAUUAGUAGGAAUACCCAAAUGGCUGAUAUUUUGAAGUUGCAUACUAGAGAAAGCAAGAGGAUAAAGGAUUUUUUGAGUUCCUUCAAUGGUAGAAUGUCAUUGACUACUGAUUUGUGGACUUCUGUAACCACUGACUCCUAUAUUUCUCUCACUUGUCAUUAUAUUGACACAGAAUGGGUACUACAUAAAAAAUUAUUGAAAUUUUGCAUCAUGCCACCCCCACACACAGGAGCUAAUAUAUGUGAAAUUGCUUCAAAUAUGUUGUUGGAUUGGGGCAUAGAGAAGAAAUUGUUCUCUAUUACAUUAGAUAAUGCCGGUGCUAACCUUUGUUUUAUUGAGCACUUGAAAAAAAGUUUGGUAUUAAAGAAGGCAUUGUUGUGUAGUGGUGAGUUUUUUCACAACAGAUGUUGUGCUCAUAUAUUGAACCUAAUUAUACAAGAUGGUUUGAAGUGCAUUGAUGAAUCUGUACAUUUUGUUCGAUCGAGUGUAGCAUAUGUGAAGGCAUCUCAAGCAAGGAAAGUAAAGUUUCUUGAAUGCUGCAAACAAUUGGAUAUAACAAGUCAGAAAGGGUUGCAUGGAGAUGUUUCCACAAGGUGGAACUCGACUUAUCACAUGCUUGAUUCUGCCAUUGUCUAUCAGACUGCAUUUCAACAACUAGAGUUGGUGGAUAAAAAUUUUAAAGUGUGUCCAAGCAAUGAGGAUUGGAAAAAGAUUGAACACUUAUGUUCCUUUUUGAAGCCUUUUAAUGACAUUACUGAAUUAUUGUCUGGGUCAAAGUACCCAACAACAAAUUUGUAUUUUCAUAAUGUAUGGAAAAUACAUUUGUCUUUGUUGAAAACGAUAAAUCAGGGAGAAGACUAUGUGAAAAAGAUGGCACAAGAAAUGAAAAAGAAGUUUGAUAAGUAUUGGGACUCAUAUAGCAUCAUUUUAGCUAUUGCUGUUGUAUUUGAUCCUCAUUACAAGCUAAUCUUUGUUAGGUAUGCUUUUGAUAAGAUAUACAGUUUGGAUUCAACAGCAAUGGAAAAGUUUAACCUUGUGAAAUCGACCUUAGCACGACUCUUUGAAGAGUACCGGUGCAUGGAGAUAACUGAGGAAGAGAGGGGAUUUCAAUCACAUGCUAUUGAGGACAAUACAGUUGGAGAUGUUUUAGAUUGGGAGGAGCUAUCUAUGUAUGAGAGUUCUACUACUAUUGUAAUACAAGAUAAAUCCGAAUUAGAUUUAUAUCUAGAAGAGCCAAGGAUAAAUCUGAUCAAGCAUUAUGAUGUAUUGGCCUUUUGGAAGUCACAAGGAUCAAAGUAUCGUGAUCUUUCUCGGAUGGCACGGGAUGUGUUGGCUAUUCCGGUAUCAACUGUUGCUUCUAAAUCAGCUUUUAGUGCUGGAGGUAGAGUUAUUGACAAAUACAGAAGUAAGCUAUUGCCUACAAAUGCUGAAGCGUUGAUUUGCCUUCGAGAUUGGAUGUUCGGAGUAGACUUUAGACGUAAUUUCAAACUAUGUAAAUAUACAUUUUUCAUCCGUUAAACAAAUGUUGCUUCGUCGCAUUUUUUUUGUCAUAAUCUUAAUAUCUUACUUGUCCUCUUCUUCAUUUUGUACACUUUUAAAGCUGAACCGGUUGAUGAUGCCAGUGAUUUGGCUAAUGCUUUGGGGAAUGUGUUGUCUUUGGAUGUGAGUGGUGAUACUAAUAUUACAGUAGAACCUACACAAAGAUCUUCUAAUGCCUCUACUGCAGCUAAUGUUUAGUCUGUUAGGUGAAAUUCCAUGGGUAAUAUCAUUCUUGUUCUUUGAUUAUGACAUAUUCGCUAUUUUUUAUCUUUACAUUUACUAAUGUUUAUGCUUCAUCUAUUUUCUAUUAGGUGGGAUUGAUGUUGAAGCACUCCAGAUU
Messenger RNA from Macadamia integrifolia, 2824 nucleotides. RefSeq names its product zinc finger BED domain-containing protein RICESLEEPER 2-like. Bases 430 to 2463 code for a protein of 677 amino acids. The record is from RefSeq and is a predicted model, not a curated record. Gene Ontology annotation, molecular function: DNA binding; protein dimerization activity. Lineage: Eukaryota; Viridiplantae; Streptophyta; Magnoliopsida; Proteales; Proteaceae. The transcript is spliced from 2 exons.